Menidia menidia (Atlantic silverside) is the source of this 633-nucleotide messenger RNA. NCBI's taxonomy places the organism in Eukaryota, Metazoa, Chordata, Actinopteri, Atheriniformes, Atherinopsidae. The record is from the annotation of a GenBank genome assembly.
AUGUGGAACAGAACAGAGAAUGAGAAGGGUGAGAAAGAGAGACUGAGGAAGCAGGAAUGCAAUGUUGGAAGGGAGAAGAAGAAGAGGAGGAUAAAACGCAUCAAAAAGCGCUUUGGUUCUCCUGAGUUUGCUGUAUUUAGGGCGGUGGUGACGCUGUGGUACAGAGCCCCCGAAGUGCUGCUGCAGUCCAGCUACGCCACGCCGGUGGACCUGUGGAGUGUCGGCUGCAUCUUCGCAGAGAUGUUCAGGAGAAGAGGUGUUCAGAACACAGAUGCAGUCAUUUCAGAGUUUCGUAAACCAGUCAUCUUCGCCUUAAAUGACACCUGUCGGAUGUGUUGUGAGCACGUUGUUGGGGUGCCUUCAGAAGAGGACUGGCCCAGGGAAGUGGCCCUACCACAGAGUGCCUUCACCCCACGGCCCCCGAAACCGAUAGAGGACCUGGUCCCGGACAUGGACGAGCAGGGACGAGCUCUGUUAAUGCAAUUUCUCGCCUUCAACCCCUCGAGGAGAAUAUCGGCCCUGGCCGCGCUGAGUCACCCCUACUUCCAAAGUGUGGACAGUCACAGCAGAAGCGUGUACGCUGCUCAGCCCAUCCCCAGCAACAAGCCCACCAUGGAGGAGCGGACUGCCUGA